Erpetoichthys calabaricus (reedfish) is the source of this 1021-nucleotide messenger RNA. RefSeq names its product transmembrane protein 229b-like. Lineage: Eukaryota; Metazoa; Chordata; Cladistia; Polypteriformes; Polypteridae. Bases 23 to 835 code for a protein of 270 amino acids. The record is from RefSeq and is a predicted model, not a curated record. The transcript is spliced from 3 exons.
UUCGUCGAUUUUGUCACGUGGGAUGCAGGUGCAUUGUUUACCUUCGGCAGCUGACGUCACGACGCCGUCUCUCCCGUUCAAGUGCAGCAGGCAGCGAACUAAAGCGUGUAGUGCGUGUGAUGCCAACCGCGAAUUCUGGCGUUUUUUGGACAAGAGCACAAAGAUUCCGUGUUCUGGAGGGAAGCCUGUGCAAGUGGAGCUGCUGUGUGAAACACUAAAAUGGGGCGGCUCUGACUGCUCAUCUACCUCGGCACACACCGUCGGCGGCUCAUUGAACGGACGUCACUUGGAGAUCUCAGUCUCUGGUGCAGAUUCAGGUGCUGACGGUGGCUUGGGCGCCAUGGAGCACACUGAACCCCUGAGCAGCCUGUCCCGAUGGUACCUGUAUGCCAUCCAUGGCUACUUCUGCGAGGUCAUGUUCACGGCCACCUGGGAGUUUGUCGUCAACUACAACUGGAAGUUCCCCGGCGUUACCAGCGUCUGGGCCCUCUUUAUUUAUGGUACCUCCAUCCUGGUCAUGGAGAAGAUGUACCUGGUACUGAAAGAUCGCUGCCCCUUCCUGCUGCGCUGCCUCCUCUACACCCUCUGGACGUACGUGUGGGAGUUCUCCACAGGCUUCAUCCUGCGACACUUCAACGCCUGCCCCUGGGAUUACUCCCUCUUUGAGUACGACUUCAUGGGCCUGGUCACUCUGGAAUACGCUGUGCCCUGGUACUUGGCGUCCAUCAUCGUCGAGAAGGUCAUCAUCCGCAAUACCCUCCGCCUGCGGUUUGACGGCACCCUGAGCGAUGAGCGAUACGGGAGCAGGUGCUUCAACUCAAAGAAGUUGAAGUGAGGUGGAGGUGGGGGGCGGGGGGUCUUUUGGGCUGCCCCAGGUGCUCAGGGUGGACUUCAGGGACUUCUGCCGGGCAGGCUGCCAGGGCUUGCUGGACUCGCCCACAGUCGUCCGGCGUGGGCAUUUCUACUUGUGGUUGUUUACUGCUCUCGUAUUCACUAAAGACUUUGGGUUUGGUGCUCGGCC